ACCUCUAAAGAGUUAUACAUGAGUUAUUAGUCUCCAAAUAACACAACCAUGCAAUACUCAAUACUUCUUAUCCCUCUUUUCUUUCUCUCCUUGAUCUUUUUGCUCAAACGUUUUAGAUCAUCACAAACCAAAUCCAACUUACCACCGUCGCCGCCUAGGUUACCGGUGAUCGGAAACCUCCACCAGCUCGGAACCCUACCACACCGCUCUCUCCAAACACUCUCUAACAAGUAUGGCCCUCUAAUGCUAAUGAAGAUGGGACAAGUUCCAACCCUAGUGGUUUCAUCUUCACAAAUGGUGAAAGAGAUUGUCAAGAAUUACGACGUCGUUUUCUCUGACCGCCCUAAAACCACCGCGGCCGACAUCCUUCUCUAUGGAUGUCAAGAUCCGGGGUUUGCUCCUUAUGGCGAGUAUUGGAAAAAAAUUAGAAAAAUUUGUGUUGUGGAGCUUUUGAGCCACAAAAGGGUUCAUGAGUUUGAGUUUGUGAGAGUAGUAGAGACUAAUCUUUUGGUUGAUAGGAUAAGUAGAGCUUGUCACAAUGAUGUUGGAGAGCCUUUAAAUCUUAGCAAAUUGUUAGUUGGGACAUCUAAUAACAUUGUCUCUAUGUGUAUUCUUGGGCAGAGAUUUGAGGAUGAAAAUGGACAAAGCAAGUUUGGAGACUUGACAAGAAGAUUUAUGGAAGAUUUCAUGGCCUUUAGUGUGCAAGAUUUCUUCCCUACUAAAUAUGCUAGGUGGAUUGAUGUGGUUAGAGGCUUGAUAGGUCGUUUGAAAUCAAAUUUUAGAGAAUUAGACACUUUUUAUGAUCAAGUUGUUGAAGAACACAAGGCUGGUCUCAAAAGCAGUGAUGGUGGAUCUCAUUCAAAAGAUUUUUUAGACAUUCUUCUUGCACUUCAGAAGGAUGACUUUGACCUCACUCAAGACAGUAUGAAAGCAAUCCUUAUGGACUUGUUUGUGGGUGGGAGUGAUACUACAUCAACAGCAUUGGAAUGGUUAAUGGCAGAGCUAGUUAAAAGUCCAAGAGUAAUGAAGAAAGCUCAAGAGGAGAUUAGAAGAGUGGUGGGAAACAAAGGGAAAAUUGAUAUGAAUGAUAUCAACCAAAUGGAGUUCUUGCAAUGUGUCAUUAAAGAAGGUCUAAGACUACAUCCACCAGCUGUUCUUUUAGUCCCUAGAAAAACUAUGUCAAAUGCUGAGCUUGGAGGCUACAAUGUUCCUGAAAACACUAGGGUUUUUAUCAAUGCAUGGGCAGUCCAAAGGGACCCAACUGUAUGGGACAAGCCAGAUGAGUUCAUCCCAGAAAGAUUUGAGAACAACCCUAUUGAGUUCAAACUAGGGCAAGACUUUGAAUUGAUUCCAUUUGGGUUUGGAAGAAGAGGAUGCCCUGGCUUGGAAUUUGGGGUUACUAGUCUUCAAUAUAUGAUAUCAAAUCUUUUAUAUUGGUUUGACUGGAAAAUCCCUACUAAUAAUGCCAAUAAUGGUGAUGAUGAUCAGAUAAUGUUGGGUGAGGAAUUAGAUAUGGAUGAAGUUUAUGGACUCACAGUUCAUAAGAAAACUCCCCUUUAUCUUAUACCAUCAUCCUAUGCUCCUUUUAUGUGUACUGAUCAAUGCACUUGAUUUAAUAUUCCUAUGCAUAUGUUUUGUUUUUAAUUCAUAAUAACAAUAAUAUUUAAGUGAAUUAAAUGAGGUGUUUUGUAUUUUUCUUUCUAGUUGCUAAAUUCGAUUAUUAAAUAAAUAAAUAAAUAUUAUAUUA
Molecule: messenger RNA, 1747 nt
Organism: Humulus lupulus (European hop)
Lineage: Eukaryota; Viridiplantae; Streptophyta; Magnoliopsida; Rosales; Cannabaceae
Product: phenylacetaldehyde oxime monooxygenase CYP71AN24-like
Exons: 2
Coding region: 49-1611 (520 amino acids)
Molecular function (GO): heme binding; oxidoreductase activity, acting on paired donors, with incorporation or reduction of molecular oxygen; monooxygenase activity
Source: RefSeq, a predicted model, not a curated record